CAUAUUUCCGGUCAUGUUAUGUUCUCCUCCAUUGGUUUGUUUAAAAACACCCCGUGCCCACGCCAGGACGAUUGCUCUCUGCCAAAAUGUAUCUUUGCCCACCUGAUCUCGGACUCUACUGCUGCGCCACUUGGCGGCUUGGCCAAGGAGUACGACCCGUUCAGUGCCGGCGAUGUAGCAGAACCACCACCGAAACGAAGACGGGUUGAAUCACCUGGGGCAGAGAAUGCAACACUGAGAUCUGUGAAGCUGCGCGUAGAGCCGGCAAACAGUCAUCCCUCUCUUAAACCAACGGGCAAUGGCGCUGAAGGUUUGACACCAACCGUUCGUCGUAGUGAAAAUGUCACAGCCAGCGUCAAGGAAGGCUCUUCAGCCAAACCUCAACAACGGAAGGAGUCGCCUAAGUCGAUGCAAAGACCUAUAUCUCCACCCUUAAAACGGCAAACCAAGGAUGAACCAACAACAGCGAAGCCUAGCGCGCAGCGAACGAUCAAGGUUGAGCCUCUAACCCCUCGCAAAGUGUCUAAAGCUCCAGCUGUAUUUAAGACGCGGGUGACGGUCCUCCAAGCACUGCACAAGCAAGUAUGUGACCAGAAUCAAAAGAUGAUAGCCAAGAAGGAUGCUUCUACAGACGCCCGUUUGACAAACCAAGAGGCUAUCACGUUUGCUCUCGACGAAGAAGAACUUGCCACUAGAUUAGGCGAAGAUAUAUAUCGCAAUACCAUGGCGCAGAAGGUCCUACGCAUCAAAAAGAUGACAUCAGAUGAGUGGAUCCAGAGAGUGAAAGAGUGGAAAACGCCCGUCAACGUCAAAAGUGAUGUUGAAGCCGCUUCAAACCCCGCCAUCCCUGGAAAGGGCCUGUCUUCGGACGAAGAGGUCGCAAUUCUCCCCCAUCUUCAGACAUCGCUGAUCGGCUAUGAAAAAUACGGCUACGUGACACAAGUAGUUCCCAAGAGCGAGAUCAAAGCUGCCAUGGCUGCCGCCUCGUCAGCUGGGGGCUACGAAGUUUGCGACCGAUGUGGAACAAGAUUCCAAGUCUUUCCCGGCAGAGAUGAACAUGGGCGGCUUACAAGCCACGGAACAUGUCGCCACCAUUGGGCCAAACUGAAUCGAGCUCCGACCUCCAAGUCAACAAAGAUACUAGGCCAGUCAGAGGCCACCUUCCCUUGCUGCGGCCAAGCACCUGGGAGCGAAGGAUGCACCGAGGGUGAAACGCAUGUCUUUAAUGUGAAGGAUCCAAAGAGACUUAGUCUUAUUCUACCAUUCGAGACCACUCCUGGUGCAAAGGACGAGGCGGCCAAAUCACCAUUGGCAUUCGACUGCGAAAUGGGUUACACCACGCUCGGGAUGGAAGUCAUUCGAGUCACCGCGGUACGUUGGCCGAGUGGCCAGCUUGUUCUUGACGUUCUCGUGCGCCCCUUCGGAGAGAUACUCGACCUGAAUACAAGAUUUUCUGGAAUUCACCAAGAAGCAUUUGCAGCAGCUCCCGAAUACAAACCAGGGCUGGAAUAUGACCCCGAAAAGGAUGGCCUCCGUAAGGUGGCAUCGCCCGCUGUUGCCCGACAGCUCCUGUUCGAUCACCUCACACCAAACACGGUUCUCAUGGGCCACGCCAUCGAUAAUGAUCUCAACGUUUGCCGUAUAAUUCACCCCAUGAUUGUUGAUACAGUCAUCUUGUUCCCCCAUCCCAGAGGUCUUCCUUAUCGGCAAUCUUUGAAAUAUCUCGCCCAAAAAGUCCUCAACAGGGGAAUUCAGAUGGGAGGUGCCGAGGGCCAUGAUUCUAAAGAGGAUUCUAUUGCCACCGGCGACUUGGUACGGAAAAAGGUUGCUGAGAGGUGGUCUUUGAUGUAUCAUGAAGGCUGGAGGUUUGUGGAUGGAAAACCCACACAAGGGCAAUCUACACAGCAUCCGGAUUCACAAGCAACACAAUGAUACGAGGUAGCUCUAUCAAACCUUUUUGGUCUUAUAUGGAAAUAUCAACUAAAGUCAGGGCAUUGGAGUCAUCAG
Messenger RNA from Exophiala mesophila, 2007 nucleotides. RefSeq lists its product as uncharacterized. The transcript has a single exon. NCBI's taxonomy places the organism in Eukaryota, Fungi, Ascomycota, Eurotiomycetes, Chaetothyriales, Herpotrichiellaceae. The record is from RefSeq and is a predicted model, not a curated record. Bases 19 to 1932 code for a protein of 637 amino acids. Gene Ontology annotation, cellular component: nucleus. Gene Ontology annotation, molecular function: nucleic acid binding; exonuclease activity.